Polyodon spathula (Mississippi paddlefish) is the source of this 2995-nucleotide messenger RNA. RefSeq names its product MAP3K7 C-terminal-like protein. The coding region runs from base 284 to 712 and encodes 142 amino acids. The record is from RefSeq and is a predicted model, not a curated record. The transcript is spliced from 6 exons. Gene Ontology annotation, cellular component: cytosol; nucleus. NCBI's taxonomy places the organism in Eukaryota, Metazoa, Chordata, Actinopteri, Acipenseriformes, Polyodontidae.
CUCAAAACAUUCCUCUGCUGUAAAGGACUGUUUGUAUUGCAUGCUGGCCUAAUGUAAAUAUAUUGCAUGGUACUCUCUCCCUGCUGCUCUGGAGUUGCCAUUAUGACAGGAAACAAAUUCCACACUUUCACAAAGGAGAAAGGAGUGAAAGAGUAAAAGUGACCCAAGAGAACUAAGGAGGAAAUCCUGGGGAGUGUGGAGCCUAAGGGAGGUGCAGGGUAGACAAGACAGAGGCUGGCCCUGGUUUUUACAUGUGCAGAAGUUGAACUGCGUGAGGGCCCACAUGAUCACCACAUCGAGGGUACCCGCUGAUAAAUCGGUCCAAAUAGCCUUUAGCCUCAAUGAUUCCACGGAGUUGAAUGAUCCUGACAACUCAUUUCCAUUGGCAUUUCCAGACCUUGACCAGCAAUUACAGCCAUUGCCUCCAUGUCAUGCUUCCGUGGAAUCUGUGCAAGUCUUCAAGGACCACUGCAAAAUGGCCAAAGAAUUCUGUGACGUUAAAAAAGAAAUGGCUUUACUGGAAGAACGCAAGAAAAAGCUGAUGGCUGAGCUGGAUGAUGAUGAAAAGGAGAACCUGGAUGCUGCUCGACUGGAAAGGGAGUUCAGGGAGCUGGCUGAAGAGAAUCAGACUCUUAUUUCGUGCCACAAUCACUACAGUGAACAGCUCGAGAUACUCAGAGUACAGAAUCAAAAACGACAGGGCUCAUCUUAACCUGCUGCUCCAUCAAUUUAAAUGUUAAGCUUCAGUCUUGAUCAGCCUGAACCAUGCAUGUUCUUAAAUGCAUUUACAAUUCAGCUUAUGAUGUGAAUGGUCUUUUCACUGCUAUUCGAGUUCCAUGCCACUGCAGUGAACAAGGGAAAGAGCUGACAUGAUGCUUACAAUAAGAGAUGUUUGAUAUAUGGGACUCUGUCCCACAUUCUACUAGCCCACACUACUAGCAAUAUUUUAAAAUACAGGAAAGUAAUGUUUUAGUGUACACCAGUUGUCAGAUUGAGAUGUUGGUUUUUACUAAUUAAAAAGAGCCAAUCAAGGAUAGUCUCAAACUUAACUAAAACUAUUUGCUUGUUUCUAAUGGAGAGCUUGCUUAAAAAAAAUAUAACAUGAAGUUAAAAAAACACUGUUUCAGACAGCAAAGACAAUUAUUGCAAUUAAUUUGUAGUACAAAUUUGCAUACUAAGGGAUUAUGUUAUCAAAUACAGGUUACUUUACUUUUUAGCUAUUUUUCUAUCAGGUUAAAUUUUCAAUACUGUAACCUACAGUACUAUAUUUGUAUAGUUUUAUUUAAUGGCUAGCAAGAGAACUUUUUACAUGGGUCAGUAGAAUUUAGAUGCAUUGUGUUAAUUAUUUUGAUAUCCUUCUGAAAUCUCAGUGACCGCCUAAAUUAUUUUUGUCUUCGUAGUGUGACAGUAAAAUCAAUUGCAGCAGUCAAAGAUGCAAAAUAAGUUUUUAAGUCUUGACAUUUAUUUGUUAAAUAUAGUUUCAUAGUUCUCGCAACAUUGCUGUUUUUAUUGUUUUCCAUUCUACUUAAAUGCUCAACAACCCUGUGGUGGCCAAGCGGUGCAUCUCGGUGUGUCUCUCGUGGACAUUUCUUCUUUGCAUAUCCUCCCCCGUGUACCCUCCAGUUUUCGUGAUGCUCCGACAAUGUUGUGUGAAUUAUGACUCACCCUGUACACGAGUCAUAAAUGAUUCAUUUUUAUGCAUAUUGGCCAAAAUAGCAUUUUGCCAUUCUCAUGUGCAUUUCUCCAGCAUUAUGUAAAAUUAUAGGUAUAUUACCUUAGGUUAAAAUAAAUUUAAAAAACUGCUUUGUUCAUGUGCUUUGACAAGUCCUUAGCUGUUGUUAAAUCAAACAGCACACAGUGUAUCUCCAGAAACCAAUUUUCCCAUCCCCAGCACCACAAACCUGCACAGGUUUUCCAUUUGUUGGUAGGCCAUAUAAUAUAAUACAUUGGUAGACAUCAGUUAUGUAUUUUUAAAAUAAGAUAUACUGUAUGCACAGUUACCAACAUGUUUUAAUGUUCUUUGGAAAACAUAAUACUAAACAUAAUAGAAAAUCAACAAAAGAACAGUAUUCUGCAAACCUUACAUUUUUAAACAGUUCUCACCAUUGCAGUAUAUUGCUGUAAGUACAUUAAUAGUAAGAUGGUGUCUCUCUGGGAGUUUAGUUAUGGUUACAUGAAGUAUACCCAUCAGCCUGUUAGUUCUGAAAAACUAAGCGUAAAUGCAAUAGUAUUAUUUUCACACAUUGUUAUUAUCACAUGACUAUAUUAUAUUACUUAAACAGUAGAACCCUGGUUACUGGGCUGUAGACAAAAGGUGUGCACUUAACAGACACAGUCAACUGCAAUGGAAAUGGUCCAUUGCAGAGAUGGGAUAGAAAAGCAACAGUACCUUUUUUUUUUAAUUAAAAAAAAAUCAAAUACCAUAAAAUUAAGUAGUGCCUUCUAACAGAGCUUCCUGGGUAGUGGGUGUCUUCUGGGAAUACUGUUACAAUGCACUUCCUAGGUAAUUCCUGUCAGAACCACACACUACACAUUACAUACCUACAGUAUAUAGUAAAUAGAUGUUCAUGUCAUGCAAAAUGUGUGGAACUAUUUUGUUUGCUACAAGCACUGUAGUUUUUUUGGAAGGAGAAAGCAUAAUGUUAAUGUAUCAAAACUAAGACACAAACAUCUUGAGUGCUUAUUAAUGAAAAUCAACUAAUCAUACUGCUUACAUCCCCCAUGAAUCAACUAAUCAUACUGCUUACAUCCCCCAUGAAUCAAUUGAUCAUACUGCUUACAUCCCCCAUGAAUCAACUAAUCAAACUGCUUACACCCCUCAUGAAUCAACUAAUCAAACUGCUUACAUCCCCCAUGAAUCAACUAAUCAUACUGCUUACACCCCCCAUGAAUCAACUAAUCAAACUGCUUACAUCCCCCAUGAAUCAACUAAUCAUACUGCUUACAUCCCCCAUGAAUCAACUAAUCAAACUGCUUACAUCCCCCAUGAAUCAAC